Molecule: messenger RNA, 318 nt
Organism: Lathyrus sativus (Indian pea)
Lineage: Eukaryota; Viridiplantae; Streptophyta; Magnoliopsida; Fabales; Fabaceae
Source: the annotation of a GenBank genome assembly
AUGCUAUUUUUGAGCCGUUUUUAUGGUUCAAGUUUUGUGUGUAGUGGCUUGAAGUUAUGUUGCGGUACGGGCAAUAGUCCGUUUUUGUUUGCUAUAGAGGUUUGUGGUAGCAGUAGGUUUAUGUCGAGUGUAUGUUGUGGAGCAGCAGCAUGUUGGAGGCUGCAGGAAAUGCGUACGGUUGAGCAGGUUUUUUGUGUGAAGGUUUUGUAUGGGGUAGCAGAUCAUACCGUUGAUGCAAGAAUUGUGGCACGCAGGUCGUACCAUUUUUGUGUAUUCCUUUUGCAAAUCAGGCUUUGUUGGAGAUGGAAACUUGGUUAA